Molecule: messenger RNA, 5820 nt
Organism: Cladocopium goreaui
Lineage: Eukaryota; Dinophyceae; Suessiales; Symbiodiniaceae
Source: the annotation of a GenBank genome assembly
AUGCCUGCUUGUGGGCGUUGUGGCGAAGGGACCCGGCGCGGCAGAGGGCGAGGGUGGUGCAGCAACGAAGCUUGCAGAGAGGCAGAGAAGAAGGAGAAUGAGGAGAAGCAGCAAGCUGCGAAGCACCAGCAGCAAAUUGAACGCAGAGGGCAAGGUGCUGGCCGUCGCGGCCCUCGUCCAAGCGAAGAUGUCCUUGUGGAGCAGGAGGCCAAGCGCUUGCGAAAAGAGGAGCGCGAAGAGAAGGAAGCUGCCAGGCAAGCGCGGAAGGAGGAGCGCGAAGAGAAGGAAGCUGUCAGGCAAGCACGGAAAGAAGAGCGCAAAGAGAAGGACGCUGGUGAGCGGGGACCCUGCCCUGGAGAAGGGACGGCCGGCACCGGUCGGCCCAUGGACACUGAGGAGGUGCGGGCGGAGAGAGAGGAGAUACGACUUGGCCUUGCUUUCUUCGGUGAGAACGACUUUGAGGAUGUGAAGGCAUCCUAUGAGGAGUUCCUUGGCAAGUGGGGCCGCUUUGGCUUGUCGAAGGCUUGUGAAGAAUACGGCACGCUGACGCCCGGGAAGCAUUGCUGCCGCUCCAAGACCACGCAGAAGAUAGCUUGCAAGAACUGCCGGGAGAAGAGGACCAAGUACGCACUGCCACCGCUGCCACCCGUUCCAGCACCGCUAGUCGCCCUCAGUUCUUUGGAGAAGCGGCUGCUCGCGAUGGCGAAGGUGGAUCAGGUGCUGAUUGACAAGCUGCCCGCCGGCGGCCCAAGCGCACAAUGGGGGAGGAUGUAUGUGACUCCUAUGGACGAGCCUUGUCUGUGCAACGUGUUGGAUGGCGCGGAGCUUGGGGAGGACGGCCAGGUCUAUGUCAAUGGGGUGCAGGGCAUGCUGUCUUCAACGGCUCGGCUCCAACCUCUCCAGGUUGCCCUACAAACUUUGCAGGCAGAGCACACGGCAUACAAAGACAGCCCUGCGGUGGAGAAGACCCUCGCCGACAUGACCCACAUCCUGGAAUACAUGCCUACUGCCCAGCCGCUUCCGGACCACGACGAGCCAGCAUUGAACGGAGAAGAGAACCUGGAGGUUACCUACCUGUUGCCCCGCGACCCUGCCAUCCCCAAAGCCGAUCGAAGAGACUUGCAAGAGCUUCGGCGCAAGGCCGGACACACUGAGGUGAACAUCGAUACAAAGCUCUUUCCGCAUUUGUUUCCUGAUGGCCAAGGAGGGUAUGACCCGGACGCCUACCCGAAGUUCGUCGAAUAUGCCCGGAAGCGCUUGCUUGGGCAAGAUGGGCGCUUCGAGAAUGAUGCCGCCUAUAUCAUGUGGCUACUGGAGGAGCAGAUGAAGAAACACCUGUCCGGCAACAUCAACGUCCGCAUGAAAGGCCAGCUUGCACCCAAGCUUGGGGACCGAUAUGCCGACUUCAACCACCAGAUCUUGACGGCUUUGCGGGACUUGCCCGGCACCCAGCCCUACCUCUUCUCCAAGCGGGGCGUGGCCCUCGGCAUGUACGAGCAGCUGGGCAAGCCACAAUUCUUCCUGACCCUGACCUGCCACGCCAAGCAGCCCAACAUCUUGGCGGCCGUCAUCACCGCCAAGCUCAUCCGCAUGCAUGGCUGUGCACCGUGUGAUGAGGUUGCAGAGGUCCUCCACCAGUACCAGAGAGACGAGAACUACAAGUGGCAUGGCAUGACGGCCACCCAGCUCUGCAAUUCCAUGCCUGCAAUCGUGGCCCGGCAGUUCACGCAUGGUCUGCGCCAACUUCUGCACUGGCUUGGUGCCGAGGAUUUCGCGGCCGAAGGAGCCGAUGAGCAGGACCGCCCAGGUGAAGAGGGCGGGAACAGCAAGCGCAGAGGGGAGGAUGAGGAGUACGAGGCGGCCCCUGCCAUGGGCGAAGACGGCCGGUUUCAUAAAGUCAAGCAGGACAGGCGGCCCUUCAAGGUCUUGGAUUACAUCGUCCGGAUCGAGUGGCAGAAGCGGGGCUAUCCCCACGCCCACAUCCUCUUGUGGGCAGAUGUGCCUGAUGUCAGUGGAAAGAAGCGGCCUGAACGUACAGCCGCAGAGGAGGAGGAAGAGGAAAUGGCCGACUGGUCCGACGAGGACGUGUGUGCCAACAUCGUGCCCGCCAGCGCCGAGGACCUCAGCGACAAGUACAUCAGCACCAAGUCGGCCAACCGCUGGAUGAAAGACGAGCGUGUGGAGCCGGAGACCCGCGGAGUCAUGGCCAAGCUGGCAACCAUGGUGGAGCACUCCUGCGGCCCCUACUGCGGCAAGUUCCCCCUGGGCGCCUGUCGCUUUGGUUUUCCGAGGGCGGCAGAGAAGCAAACUCGCUGGCGUACCCCGCAGGAACAGUUCGCGAGCCGCUGGAAAUCGAGCCUGGCAGCCAGGAGGCACGAAGAUGAUGGCUUCGUGGGCCAGUACAACAAAGCCAUCCUCCGACAGUGGCGGGCGAGCAUGGACCUGCAAGUUGUUUGCGAGCUCAACUGCGCCAGCAAGUACAUCUUGGGCUACUGCUUCAAGUCCGAGGAGGACCUGGCCGCCAAGAAGCCCGUGGAUGAUAUCUUGCAGACCUACCUACAGGAUACUGGGCGCAUGGACCUGAGCAACAACGAGGUGUACAAGGCCGCGCACGCUGCAACGCAGGGCCGCACGACGUCCACCUUCGAAGGGGUGCGCUACAUCCUGGGCUACUCGCCGGUCUUCUUCUCCAGAGACAAUGUCUGGCUUCAGGUGGGGCCGCCCAGCACAUGGACAUUGUCGGUGCCGCAGGUAGAUGAAGAACAAGCCCUACGGGACCCGGCCGCCUACAAAGACAAGCAGCAAGAGGCAGGUCAGCACGUCCCAUCGGCGCAUCGGUGGUAUCAGCAGCUGCAGCAGCAUUUCCCGGAUGUGGAGAUCACGGUGCCUGUGGAGGGGCGCGCGCCCGUAUCAAGACCCUGGCGCGAGAUCACCUUCUUCGACUUUGCUGCGGGCUUCCGCUUUGGUGGACGCGUCUUUAAUCCUGACAAGGUCGAAGCCAGGAAGCGGCCUGCGAUUGUUGGACAUCGCAACUACAGCCCGGACCUGCAGCCAGAAGAGUUCUACUAUUCGAAGCUGCUCCUCUACCUGCGUUGGGUUGAGCCGGGGGAUUGGCUCACAGAAGCAGACUGUCGCAGCCACGCCGCGGCCUUUCAUCGCAUCGCCAUGGACUGCGACCAGCACCCCACCUUCCUGCAAUCUGUGUGCUUUCCGAAAUUGGAUGGAACGGUUCAAGCAGCAAGGGAACUACAGGCAGUGCAGGCUGUGAUGUUCCUCAAGGCAAAGUUGGAUGAUGCCACCUGGACACGCACCCGCGCAGAAGAGGACAACUACCAGGACUCCAUACGAAUCAUGCAGGCGCUGAAGGAGCGCCAUGGCGAGGACAUCGACUUCAUGGCCCCAGACAACGUGCCGACUGGUCCUGCCACUGAUAUCUUCGCUCCGGUGGAAGGUGGUGAGGAAGCCUUCAACAUGCUGACCGUCGAGGACCCGAGCCCGGACGUCUUGAAACAGAGGCAUUGCAUGGAAUACAUCCUGCGCUCCGUGCUCGAGGGGCCAAAUUCCAAGGAUAGAGGCAACAUUCAAGAACGCCUCAACUUGCUGGUUCACGGACCGGGCGGCUGCGGGAAGUCAGUCGUGAUCAGAGCCGCCGCCCACAUGUUGCGCCAGAGCGGGCGAGGUGUGUUGCUCACAGCGCCAACUGGGGUUGCAGCGUUCAACAUCAACGGCACCACCUUGCAUUUCAGCCUGCAGAUCCCUGUUCAGAACCAGAGCUAUGGAAAGGUUGGAGACGUACCCUUGCCACGGGGUGAGAGACUGGCUAUGCUGCAGAGCCAUUUGAAGCACGUGGAUAUUUUGAUGGUUGACGAGAUGAGCUUCGUCUCAUCGGAUCUGUUGGAACGCAUGGACCAGCACCUGCGCCUGGCUCGGGACAUGCCGCACCACCCCUUUGGCGGUUUGCACGUGAUCUUCAUCGGCGACCUCUACCAGCUACCGCCGCCUGGAGGCCGGCCGAUCUUCGCCAGCAAGCUGUGGGAGCGGUUCGAGCUCUGCGAGCUGGAGGGCAAUCAGCGGGCAGGACAGGAUCCAGCUUGGGCAGCAUUAUUGGCACGGGUUCGUUUGGGUCGGUGGACAGAUGAGGAUCUUCGGGUCCUGGAAAGCUGGGACACUGUGAAGCACCGCAGCCUUCAACCAGCACCUGGCGCAGUGCACCUCUACGCGACCCGGGCAGCCGUGGCAACCCGCAAUCAUUAUUACAUCCAAGACCACGUGGAGAGCACCAACGCCGACCUCCAUGAAUGCCCUGCCGUCGACACCUCCGUUGGCUCCGGCGCCCCCUUGCCCCCAGAGAAGGCAUGGCCGGAUCCAGAGGACACCGGGGGAAUGGAGUUGUUGCGGCGGCUUGCUGAGGCUGCCAAGGUCAUGCUGCGAAUGAACCUCGAUGUCCAAGAUGGCUUAGUCAACGGCGCCUGCGGCAUAGUUGAGCACAUUGACACCUACAACACCAGGGAGGUCGAGAAGGUAUGGGUCAAGUUCGAGAAGGGCGCAGGUAGUAGGUGGCAGGCGGCCAAUGAGACCCAAUGCGUCGCCAUCCGUCGGUGCAGUGCUUCCUUCGAUGACAAGGACGGGAACAAGGCGGAGCGGAGGCAAAUCCCUUUGGUCCUGGCAAAGGCGACCACCAUCCACAAGAGCCAGGCGGCCACUUACCGUGCAGGAGUGCAUGCGCGCUUGGACAAGCACGUCAAACAAGAUGGACAGGCCUACGUGGCAUUGAGCCGGUCGCCCACAGAGGCGCUGUGUACAUUAGAGCGCUUCGACCCAGCCAGCCUGCACUUCAAUGUCAAUGCACAGCGGGCCCUGGCCGUGCUGCUGGAACAGCAAGCCCGAAGAGGCGGGCCGAGGAAAGCCAGCCUGCAGCAACUCUGGGAAGAAGCCCUGCGACCAGCAGAGAGCCACGGCUACUACCAACAGUUAUUAGAUUCCUUGCCCCGCCCAAACUGGAAAGAGUAUGAUGAGGAGCAGCGCGCCAAAGCCGGGCCAGCAGAGAAUGGUGGCACGCUGACAUGCCCACGGUGCGGGUGGACCGCCGAUGAUGACGGCGGCUACAAGAAGCACAAGGCAACGUGCCCAGCCAAGAAGCCAGAGGCGAAGGCCAAAGGCAAGGCCAAAGCAAAGGCCGAGCCCAAACCCAAGGCCAAGCCCAAGGCCAAAGGCGGCAAAGGCGCCGCAACUGAAGAAGAACCAGGCGAAGCUCCAACACCAGCAACCAAAACCCGGAGACAAGGUAUGGAUCCACCACCGCCGCCAAGCCCCCCACCUCUACCACCACCGGCAGACCCACCACCAGACGACCUGCCGCUGCCGGCCCAGUGCUUCUUCUUUCAACGGCAGCAGGCCGCGCACUGCGGCAUGCAUGCCCUCAACAACUCCUUGGGCGGAGCCCUGUUCACACCAGCGGCCAUGAAGACAGCUGCCCAAAGCUACCUCCAAGAGAUGCAGGGUAUCGACGGCGCUGCACGUGAGCACAUCCGGCCAGGGGGCUGGUAUUCCGUGCAAGUCCUCUAUAUAGCCUUGUUCAACCGCGGCUACACGCUGAAUUUCGAUCAGCCCGUUCAAUCGCUACAAGAAGCGCACUUGGCCCCUGCCCUGGUGCAGAAUUGGAACAGCCAGCACUGGGUCGCCUACCGCUGGGGGCAGGAUGGCGCCAUCUAUUUGCUGGACUCCAUGAGCGACGGGCCGCAGAGAAUGCUUGAAGAGGAGUUCAGCGCGAGCUUGACGAUGCAUUGGACCUAUGCCGUCGAGCCGACCGCCAACCCAUAA